GGUUUAACUCAGGGUAGUUGGUGUCCCCAUUAUUAAAAAUAACAUUCACUUAAUUUUACUUAAGCCGAUUCGAGUAUUUUUAACAACUUUAUCAAAUUUCAAAUUUUGCCCUAGAUUUUUAGAUCUUUUAGUUCUGGUUAAAAUAGUUUAAAUAUAAAUUUUUCUUUGUAAUUUUACAACACUCGCUAAAAUUGAUAGAAAAAAUGACGCUAACACCAACACUUUUAUGGGCUCAAACAAAAGAUGAUCUCUACUUGACAGUAGAGUUAACAAAACCGUCAGAUUUGAAAGUUGACUUGACAGAUGAAGCUUUCAAGUUCUAUGCCAAGAAGGACGGCAACGUUUAUGAGUUCGACUUCAAAUUUUUCAAGCCAGUCAAGUCAAGUGACUACAAGACAAAGGACCAAAGGUUUCUCGAAUUCAAGGUACCAAAGUCAGAGCCUGAGUCAUGGACAACCCUCAACUCCUGUGGAAAGAAACACUACAUCAAAUGCAACUGGGACAAAUGGGUUGACUCUGAUGCCGAAGGUGAUGACUUGAACGAUGGAUUCGACAUGCCAAACUUCGGAGAUUUUGGAGACUUUGACAUGAAUGGCAUGGGUGAUAUGGAAGAUGAAAUGGACGACCUGGAGGAUACAGAUAACGAGGAAACUACUAAUGCCAAAUCACCUCACUGCAAGAAUCCAAACUGCCAGUGCGACCCAUGUGAGUGUACUCCAGAGAAGCAAUGCUCAGAGGGAGCAUCUGAUUGCCCCUCAAAAGAAGAUUGCUGUGGAAAAUCAGAGUGCCAUCCAAAAGGAGCAGAGGACUCUUGCUGCGCAACAAAAAACUGCUCUGAAAAAUGCCCAUGCUAAUUUUUUGCAGGCAUUUGCUUCACUAAAUUCUAUUGUCUAUA
Molecule: messenger RNA, 895 nt
Organism: Theileria parva strain Muguga
Lineage: Eukaryota; Apicomplexa; Aconoidasida; Piroplasmida; Theileriidae
Product: CS domain protein
Exons: 4
Coding region: 204-854 (216 amino acids)
Biological process (GO): protein folding; chaperone-mediated protein complex assembly
Cellular component (GO): nucleus; cytosol
Molecular function (GO): Hsp90 protein binding; protein-folding chaperone binding
Source: RefSeq, a predicted model, not a curated record